UCAGGGGCGUAGCUUUUUUGGUUUUCAUCGGUCACGAAGUUAAACGAAAGAGCGCGCGCGAAAGUGCGCAGCUGUGGCCAUGUACGGGGUGAUGCCGGGUCAGGUCGAAGAUCCCACGCCAGCGCACAGCGUGGCAGGAGACCUGGAGAUGGGCGCGACAGCCCGGGAUCUGCGCGAGCGCAUGCCCAUGCGCAACGUGGUGCUCACCAUCGAGCAGAAGGAGAAGUUGCAGCAGUGGCAGCAGAUGGCAGAGCACGGCUUUGAGAUCCAUCGCCGCGCGGAGCGAUACUACGAGAGUGUGAACUUCUGGACCAUGUCUUUGCCCACUGUGGUGCUCUCAGCGGCGGCAUCCUUGUGGACCUUGGCCACCGAGCAGACCCAGUUCCCCCAGAACAAGGUGGGCAUCGCCUCCAUCUCAGGCCUUACCACCGUCGUCACCUCGGUGGGCUCUUAUUGGCGCUGGCAAGCCCGAAUGGAGAAGAAUCGCUUCGCCUCAGAGCGCUACAAUAGUCUGAUAAAUCGACUGACUCUGCUGAAAGCUCGCCUCCAAAUGGGGGACAUCGAUUUUGGCCAAGUGCUCCAGGAGGUGGAGAGCACCAUCCACGAGAUCCUGAAGACCUGCGGCCCCCCGGACCUCUGGGUGCAGCAGCGCUUCGAGUGGGAGGAGAAGACCAGCCAGUACGAACUCUUGGACCGUUUGGCCUCCUUGAGGGACGUGUCCCCCUGGGUUCGCUGCUUCUGCCCGUGCUGCUGGCAGUCCAUCACCAAGAUGUGCGCCCGGAGGAGGAGGAAGGAGGGCGAGGUGGAGCAGGUGGAGCCCAUGAGCAUUUUGAACCAAAAGAUUCGGGAGUUCUCCAAGAAGACCCAGGAUGUGAGUGUUGAUGAGUUCAAGGACUACUUCUGGCAACUGUUUCGGAUGGCCAGCAACAGCAACAACCUGGAGAUGUGCAAGAAUUUGGUCAAGGCGGUGCCCAACUCGCUGAAGGACGGAGACGUGGCCUUCAAGUCCUUGGAACCCUCCAAGAAGUCCCCGCUGCACUACUCGGUGCAGGAUAACUUCCAUCAGCUCGGCCAGUGGCUCUUCGAAACCUACCCCGAUGACAUGAAGAGACACUGCCUGAUCCAGGACUGCCACAGCAAAAUUCCGCUGGACUACUACAUCCCCAAGAAGCGGGGCGUCUCUGCUCCCCAGGAAGGGGGUUCGGCGUUUUACCCGAAGCUUCUCUUCGAGACCUUCCAGCAGUGGUGCACGGAGAUGGGGGACUUGCACAGCUUUGAGGACAAGGAGCGCAUGAAGCGCAUCGGCGGGCAGCUUUUGGAGUGGAUCAAGGACUGGGGCCCCAGGCACGUGGACGUCGCCUGCUCGAAGCGCCACACGGUGCUGCAUCUGCUGGCGGUGCAUGGCGUGGAGGAGCAGGAGGUGCUGGACCUCGCCAACAUCUCCUCCGGGACGGGGCCCAACGGCUCGCGCAACGAGGUGCCCAAAGAGACCGGCACUCUCUUGGCGCUGCUGGUGAAUCGGGAGCGCUUCGAUCCGAACAUAAAGGAUGCGGGUGAGAGCAAGGCGCCGCUGGAGCUGGCCGCGGAGAUGCGGCACGGCCGCGCGGUGAAGCUGUUGCUGGAGAAGAUGCUUGAGGAGAUGAAAUCCAUCCAGCACAACGCCAACUACCAGGACCGGUUCAAAAGUCUGAAGGCGGUGGUGGAGCAGUCGCUGACGCAGCUCCACGAGCACCUCCCGGCCGCGGGCUCCGCCAGCGAGCCCGAGGAGACGGAGCUGCGCCACUGCUGCUCCUGUGCAGAGCUGGAACGCAUCCAGCAGCGGAGUCGGCGCACCAACGCGCUGCGCGACUUUGUGGAGUUGAAGCUCCACGUGGCCCAAGCCAAUGGCGAAAGCGCGGGCUACGAGGGCACCUUGCUGCACUACGCCUGCGGAGCGGCUGAGGGCUUGAUCGAUGCCGCCGCGCUGAGCCGCGAGGCCGGCCCAUGCCUGGCGCGGCGUUUGCUGGAGCAGCGGGCGGCCAAUUGCGCGGACACCGUGGGGAGGACGCCUCUGAGCUGGGCGGUGAAAAACAACUUGCCGCAGAUCGCCUGGGACAUGUGUGAGUACGGUAUUGACAACGACGUCCCGGAUAUCAUUGAGGACAUCGAGCAGCAUUUGGCUGAUCUGCCGGACGAGUAUAUGCUCUUCCGCAUCAGUCAGGACUCCAGCAAGGCGAUACCAGAGGGCUGGCAGUCUUUGCAGCUGUGGCUCGAGUUUGCGAACGGGGCGCGAGCCUACCUGGAGGGCUCCCCGGGAGCCUCGCCGGACCCCACGAAGACGGUGCUGGAGUUCCGCCUGUCCCGGGACGGGGUGGCGCCGAUUGCCUUCAAGCUCAACUCGCCCACCAUGCACUCUGACAAGGUCCGCGGCCGGAGCAGCUUCACCCUGGAGGGCCUUCGCCUGGGCCGGGGAGGCGCCAAGGGAGGCGCGAGCGAGGCGCCGGUGGAGGAGGAGUGGGUCACGAUCUGCGCCUCCGCGCCCCUGAAGGAGUGGAUUAACACCUCAAGGGCCAAGCAACGGAAAUCCUUUAUGAACUAUGACUCCAGCUGCAACCGGCACACGCUGUGGCACCUUGCCUGUCGCAGCAGGAACGUCAGGCUGGCGAGGGUGUUGCGCCAGCAUGGCGCCAAGUACACCUACUCCGGGACCAAGAAGACGCCUUUGGACCUCGCCGCGGGCGAGGACAGCGACCUGGAGGACGCAGUCGACACCGAGACACGGCGGGAGCCAGUGGCCUCCUUGUCAGGCAGCCUCAGCGCCGAGCCCCGGAAGCGCGAGCUGGCGGAGCUGUUGGUCUUCCACGACUACGCCCUCAAAGCGGCCAGGUGCGAGCGCCGAAGCUGCGAGAUCGUGCCCCAAUACCACACCAAGUUCGACUUGACUCCCUCACUGCUUGUUUCCAUGCGCAGCACAGAUGGCAAGGUGCUUUUGCAUUGGGCGGCCAUCUAUGGAAUCUACAAAGACGUGGAGUGGCUACUGGUCCAGGGCGCGAAGCUGGACGUCGUCGACCAGCUCGCCUUCCAGGAUUUCAGAUUUACCAUCUUGGCACCCUCCAAGCAGAAGCUGGAAGAGGAGUACGGAGCAGACAAUAUCCCCUUCCCCGAGUUCUGCUGCCAAAAAGCCCCCAGGAAGCCCUUCAGCACCAUGCAUUCAUCUCCCAUGCAGGACAUUCCUGCCUGGCUGCGCCAGGAUAACGUCUCGGAGGUUGUGACCCUCAAGGUCUGCUUCCAGCGCCCGGAGCGCUUCGACUCCUUCCGCUGGCCGGGCGGAGGAGAGGAGAGCCCGCGGGGCUCCGCGGCGCCGCGGCCGCCAGGCCUGUCCGAACACUACUGGGUCAUGGAGGCCAGACGUUCCUCAGAUGGCCUUCCCACCAAGGAAGACUGGAUGCUCUUGAACCUGCGGGUGAAAGAUCUGGUGCCCACGCAGGAGGACAAUGCCACCUAUUGGGGUGGCUACACGCAGAUGCAAACCUUCCGCACGCCUUUCGACUAUGCCCUGGAGUUCGCCCCCACCAACUCCGACGCCGACCGCGCGGACGACAGAACCGAGCGCACGGACCGGGAGGAGCGACGGGAGGCGCAGCAGCGAGGGGACAUGCAGGCGAGGUCCAUGACGGCGGAGCUGGGCAAUUCUUCGCGCAUGCUGCCGGCACAUGCGCAGGUGUGCAAGCUACUCAUCGAGAAGGCGCUGGAGAUAGAGAAGCAGGAGGGGCGCCGUGGCCGCUUGGUGAAGCAGGCGCUGCGCUCCUACUGCCGGCCAUACCUCCGCGUCAGGACGCUGUCGAAGUACAUGGUGGACAUCCCGAUCCAAGCUUCAGGCCGGGGCGAGGAUCCCACGACGCUGCUGCAUGUGGCGGCCCAGUACAGUGAGCUCGACGUGUGCACGGAGCUGUUGAGAUUGCGGUGCUCGUUCAAGGAGGCCGGGGGUCAGACUCCCUUGGACGUGGCGGCGGACGAGCCGACCUACAAGUGCCUCAUUCUGCCCGCCUUUAUCUCCCUCUGCGCGCGCAUCAAAGCGUGCCGCGCCGCCCAGACAGCCCAAACAGAGGAGGAAGAGGAUAUCAUCGCGCAAGUCAUCGAGCAAGUGGACCUUGAUGCCACCGAGUGGCUCAUGUCCCUGGAGAGCCGCGCCCUCUCGCUGCAGCAGAUCAUCGACAUCAAGAACCCCCACCACGAGGACUUUAGCUUGGUGGAUUAUGCUGCCAUGUACGGGCUCAAGCGUGUGCUGCGCCACGUGGUGGACUCCAUCGCCGAGAUUGACGACGACCGGAAGAUCCCCUGGCGCGCCGAGCUCAUCGGCGUGGACCUCCCGAGGUUCCGCAACCGGAAGGCGCUGAUCUACGACAUCAGGAGCUUGUUCGCCUCGGCGGAUGACCAGUGGACCGCCUCCAACCUGAAGCAGAAGUUGAAGCAGAUCGAGGAGAGGUUGGAAAACCUGACCAAGGAGGAGGAUAAGCUGGAGGAAGUGCGCAAGCACAAGGACAUCAUCCACCACGCCGCCUCCUUGGACACCAAGGAGGCGAAGAACUUUAUCAAGCUACUGCUGAAGGACCAGCCGGAGCAGGUGAAGACGAAGGACGCGGCGGGGAACACGGCGCUCCACAUGGCGGCGCGCUGCGACAACUUGGAGGUGGUGAGGCUCCUGUGCACGGAGUACAAGGUGAACCGAGAGGAGAAAAACAUGAACCAGGAGCGCCCCCUCCACACGGCGGCCAGACACCAAAGCUACAAGACCAUGGAGUACCUGCUCAACUCCUCAGUGCAGCCAGUGCCGCCAAAUAUGCGCAAGGAGACGCCGCUGCAUUUGUUGGCGAAGAACGUGCCCAGCAGGCCCUCGCCGGACCCGGAACAAGAGAAGGCAUUCAAGUCGGUGAUGGACAUUCUCAUCGACAAGGUGGUGGAUGAGAAGGGUCACGCCAGCUUUGCGAAGCCGGAUUGUGAUGAGAAGUCCAUCCUCGAGUACCUGAUCUGUGGGAAUCCCGAUUACGUGUGCCAUCCCAUCCAGCGGCUGAUGAAGGAGUCGCCGCAGGCGCUGCUGGAGUGCAAGGACUGCUUUCACCUGGCCCUCUCCAACACUGGGAACGCGCAUCGGAUCCUUCAGGCGCUUCUACGAGACGACUGCCCCAAGGAAGUGCUGCUGAUGCUGCUCCGCUCCAAGGGCCCCCGAAACUUGACGCCGCUCCAGCGAUGCGCCCAGAGCGGCGACGCCGAAGCCGCCAGGGUCAUCCUGGACACCUUGCCCCCAGACCUACUGCGACGGGCGCUGUUGGGAGAAGUUGCCGUCCACGCGGAUGGCGCUUUCACACCGGAUGAGGUGGUACGCACAGCUUUAGACCCCCGGCGAUCGGAUGCACAGGCUGCGUCUGCGCCCCCGCUGAUCUUGGCCCUGCGUGAGAAGAAACACGAGGCCGCCAAGCUCUUGGCUUCCCGAAUGCUCAUGUUGGACAAGACGGACCGCGCCAGAGUCGCGUGGAAGGACUUCUGCAGCAGCGAGGAGGUGCGGAAGGAGAUCGAGAGCAUCUUCAACCAGGCGGAGGAGAAGACCUUGUUCCAGUCGGUGCGCUCGGGGGACCGGGCGGCCGUCCAGCGCCUGCUCACCGUGCAGGGCCACCUCGUGGAGGAAAGCGACUCGGAUGGCAACACCGCGUUGCACAUCGCAGUGAUGAAGACCAUCAAACAGCAGAAGGAGGUGGUGAAGACACUACUGGACCACAAGGCGGUGCUCCUUCAGAACAAGAAGGGCCAAACGCCUUUGCACUUGGUGUGCCAGCGAUGCGCUCAGUUGGCGCAUCAGACGGGCGACGCGUGGCCCGAGGGGGAUGUGUGGGACCACCGCAGGAAGUUCGAGCCCUUUAAGGACUUGACGCAGGAUGACGACGACGAGGACGGCAAGGAUGAGAGCACCGUCCUCAUCCAGGUGGCCUUUGUGAUGCUGGAGUCAUUGGUGGCAGCGGGCCCGGAUGAGCUGAUCCACGUGCUGGAGAUGCAGACGAACGAAGAGGGGGAGACCGCCUUCGACUUGGCCGCCUCGGCUCUGGACGCCGCGAGCUUUGGGGAUCUGGAAAAGCAGCCCCAUCCAUUGAGGCGGCUCAUGCACCGGGCCUUCCUGAAAGCCUUGAGGUCUUUGCCAGGAAGCACUCCGCUGCCGGGCAAGCGCUUCGUGACCUUGCUCCACCUCGCGGUCCUAAUGCAGAGCAACAAGGCCCACACCUUCCUGAAGACGGGCAGCCCCUUGGACGGGGACCCGGACGAGACGCCCUUUACCUACGCACUGGUGCUGCAGCAGUUUGACCUCGCCAUCCAGAUGCUGGGCCGCAUCAGCGAGCGCGAGGAGCAGGAGAAGUUGGUGGAUGCCUUGCAAGCGCGCUACACCCUGGAGACCGCCUUUAGGGCUCAGGCCAACGAGGCAAAUGUACCCAUGUGCAUCAUCAAGGAGCUCGAAGCGCAUCACUUGCUCAGCUUCCUCGAGUUCUGCCCCGGCGCGCUGCAGAGGCGACGAUGGCGGCAGUUCGAGCGGACGAAUCAAGGAGAGUUCGGAGUGUCGUACUUGAAGCACCUCAUCACCUCGGGCGCGCGCCUAUACCCGACGAAGGAAGGAAACAUGCUGAAGAACAAGAUGGAUGAGCUGACGGCGUCGGAGUACCAGGCCCUGCUCAGGGCGGAGAGCAGCAAGGCGAAGAGUCGCCUGCUGCGACUUGCUGUGUCCCUGCCUUCGUAA
Molecule: messenger RNA, 6757 nt
Organism: Effrenium voratum
Lineage: Eukaryota; Dinophyceae; Suessiales; Symbiodiniaceae
Source: the annotation of a GenBank genome assembly